Molecule: messenger RNA, 4498 nt
Organism: Lepisosteus oculatus (spotted gar)
Lineage: Eukaryota; Metazoa; Chordata; Actinopteri; Semionotiformes; Lepisosteidae
Gene: elovl1a
Product: ELOVL fatty acid elongase 1a
Biological process (GO): fatty acid elongation, monounsaturated fatty acid; fatty acid elongation, polyunsaturated fatty acid; sphingolipid biosynthetic process
Cellular component (GO): endoplasmic reticulum; endoplasmic reticulum membrane
Molecular function (GO): fatty acid elongase activity
Source: RefSeq, a predicted model, not a curated record
ACAUGCACGACGGUCAAAUUUAUUGAAACCUCAGCAUGCACUAAUUCGAGAGCACUCACUUUGGCUUUGCUGACCCUUAAUUGGCGUUUCCUGUAGCCUUUUAAUAGGUUUCAGAGCCUCAUCUGCUGGAUAUUUCACCACUCCUCCAUGUGGAACCUCUCUGUACAUCUGGGUUGCACUAUUUUCUUCAGCUCAUCUGGUCAUCUUUUUGCUGGAGACUGAGAUGGCCAGUAAAGAUUUUUCAUGCGGUCAUUGAGGUUUGCGGUUCUUAACUUUGUAAAGAAUGAGGUAUGCGGGCUUUAUAAAGCAAAAGGACUUUACAGUAGGACAGCAACCAAGCCUGAGCUUCCCAGGGGAGGGAAGAUUUUGGCGAAAGUAUUCUCACAACCUUCCGACAGGUUAGACUUCUGCUGCUAUGUUGAGCCUUGUCCAAUUCACAUUACCAAUCAGUGUGACUAUAAUAUUUCAGAGGCUUCAUGAAACUAUCAAAAUGGGUAAAAAAAGAAUAAAAUUGACAGCAUUGAUUUCUACUGUCAAGGCAUGUUUAAAUUUGAACUUUGUGUAUUUAGAAAUGUCGGCUGUGCUCGACGACGCUGCUCAGCAGUCACUCCGGGCGAGGUAGGUCUUCACUCCAGGGUGCUCUACUAGUGCGGCCAGCCCAUGCUCACCAGGAAAAGCAUGACUCUGCUCUUGCGCGAUGCUAUUGCUUCUCCCUUAGCUCACAGGGGUUGUGUAAGUGUGAGAUGGGGGAGAUUGGCGUUUGCUGCAAGCUCUUCGCACGAGGGAGUCUCGAACUCUUCUAGAUGCAUGCGGUGGCCGUGUUCAUCGAAUCCCGGAUGCUGGUUCCUUGGGCAUGCUUGCCUUUUAGUCUGACGGGGGUAAAAACAGACAGCUCAACUCCCUAGAGAGCUGUCUGCGAGAAGCAUUCAUUUAAAACAGGGGUUCCCCUGGGGUUCGCUGCCUGAGUCAUGGUUAUUGUGGAAAAUACUGCUGCCUAAUUCAUUACUACAGAUUGUGUCAGAAGAAGAGCAGCCAUUAAAAAUAGUGCUGCUGGAAUCCAGUUUGCUUAUUUCUGAUUACCCUGUCCUGGGGCAGUAGAUGUUACCGUUUGCCAUUGUGGGUGCCAAGAGAGGCCUGUUCGUCUAUCCUUUCAGAGCACUUAGCUGUACAGUGAGAGCUUCAUCCUACCACAGCUGCCUGGGAUUUCUCGCGAGCGGGGCCCGAGGACUACAAUCGGAAAGCUCUGCGUCUCUACCAUGCUCACCUUCCACAGACAGAGCCAGUGGUUAGACAGGGGGAGGGGAAAGGGGAGGAAUCGGAGCCCUCAAGUGCCGAGAGCGAGCGAGAGAGAGGCUGGGCGGACACUGUAACUUUUUUUUUUCCUCUGCUCCCCAGCGUGUGCAUGUUUAAACUGAGGAGGGUGUGUUUCCUUGUAGGCCUGCUUUCUCUCUCUCUCUCUGUAUUUCUGAGCCGGUUAUUCAUCCAGCCUGUGUGACUCAGGGAGGGUGGGGACACAGAGGGCUGCAGUACCAGUCGCACUUUGUCAGUUUGUUUCUCUCUCGCUUUUCUCGCUCUCUUUCUCCCUCUCUCCCUCGUUUUCCUCUCUCCCCGUCCUUUCCAGCUUGCCUCCAGCGAGCCGUGACUUGGAGGUCAGUCCGGUCCCCACACACGCUUGGCCUUGCCCAGCUGUACGGAGCGCAACGAGUCAAGAAACAGGUCCUUGAUUUUGACAGUCCCUUAGGAAAGACCGAAAACAGAAGUCAGGAUGCUAAUAGAACUGGGAACCAAAGCCAUUGAAAUGUACCAUGACUUCUUGAAGACAACCGAUUCCCGGGUGAAGAGCUACCCCCUGAUGCAGGGCGCCGUCCCGAUGACUCUCAUCCUGAUGGCCUACGUGCUCUUUGUCCUAUACGUGGGACCCCGCCUCAUGGCCAAGAGGAAACCAUUUCAGCUCAAGUGGCCCAUGAUCAUCUAUAACUUCUCGAUGGUCGCCCUGUCCUCCUACAUCGUCUAUGAGUUUCUGAUGUCUGGAUGGGCGACCACCUACACCUGGAGAUGUGACCUCUGCGAUUAUUCAGACAGCCCAGAAGCCCUCAGAAUGGUUCGAGUUGCCUGGUUGUUUUUUUUCUCUAAAUUUAUCGAGCUACUGGACACGGUGUUCUUCGUCCUGAGGAAGAAGCACAGCCAGAUCACCUUCCUCCACAUCUUCCACCACUCCGUCAUGCCCUGGACCUGGUGGUGGGGCGUCACCAUUGCGCCUGGAGGAAUGGGUUCAUUCCACGCCAUGGUAAACUCAGUUGUCCACGUCAUCAUGUACUUUUACUAUGGACUGUCUGCUGCUGGCCCCAGGUUCCAGAAGUACCUCUGGUGGAAAAAAUACAUGACAGCAAUCCAACUUGUCCAGUUCGUCAUGGUGUCCCUCCACGUCAGCCAGUACUACUUCAUGGAGACGUGCGACUACCAGGUCCCCCUCUUCAUCCACCUCAUCUGGAUGUACGGCACCUUCUUCUUCAUCCUCUUCUCCAAUUUCUGGUACCAGGCCUACGUGAAGGGCAAGAGGCUGCCCAAGGUGCUGGAGGCGGAGAAGGAGAAGCAGAACGGCGUGGAGCCCCUGGUGGCCAACGGCAAGCACGCGGAGAACGGGGUGGCGCACCGGGAGAACGGCACAGCCCACAACGGCAAGAUGAAGGAAGUCUAACGGACAACGGGGGGGGGGGCGGAACAAAAACACAAAAGCGCCAUGGAUUCCAAAGUACAUCUAUAUCAAAUGAAUAUUUUUUCCAGAUUACUUUUUUUACGCACAAGACGUGGGAGAUGAAAUGGCCGACGAACUCAAGGGGCGUUUUGUUUUUGUUGUUUUUUUUCCUCGUCUGGUCUCCGGACAGCGGCGGCUUGCGGCGAGCCACGUAUGAAGAAGAAGACCACCCACGCGCGUGUCGCCUUCACCGAUGUUACCUGCAAGCGAGCCCAGGGUCAAAACUGCCUGUGUUAGCCAACCAGGGCACCCCCCACCUCCUCCCGUUCCUCCUUAGGGCAGGCAUGACACCCCGCCCCCGCAGCCUGAGAGACAGCGGGCUUCCUCUAGCGCAGCGGUGUACAGCUCCCCUUCGGACACGUGAAGCCGAUUGUAAAUAACCUGCAAGGGCCAAAACCAUGGGGGUCUUUGCGUCUCAGACACAAAUUCCCGUGCUGUUCUGUCAAUUAAAGACGACAGGCACUAUUAAAAUAAUUGAAAAGGUCAGUGGAAAAACACAGGCUGGCUUGUGGCCGUUUAGCCCCCCUCUCCCUUUUGUCCCCGCGCGGAUGGUCCGUCGUCGUUUUUGUUUUCGGAAGACCUCGGGGCCGUGCUGUUCCCAGUAAGGCCCAGGCAGCCACCCCAACCCUCUCCUCGGCCGGUGUUCUAUCGCCGCCUUUUGCUUGCUGUAGGGCAGCCGAGCCGGGACCCGGGAGAAGCUUCACGGAGGUACAAUAGGCCGCAGUGGCCUCCCCCACGGGCAGUUUUGACCCCUAGCUUCCUUUCGGCAGGUGGAAAGGUGGUCGCGGAUCUAUGUAGGAUUGAGAUAUAAAAGCAUUAGGAGAGAGAAGGAGCGAAAUUUGGGGGGAAAUGGUUGUUUUUUGUAUUUUGUUUUUUAAAAGAAAGAAUCCUAUUUAUAAGUUUGUAUGAUUCCUAACUGUUAUAGUGUUGCACUUCCUUCCUUAGGCAGGUGGGGGGGAGGGAACAGGCAAGAGCUACAGUUUGAUGAAAAUGCCCCCUUUUUCCUUUUCCAGCUCGAUCUAGUCAGGUCCUUUGUCUUUCAAUGAUGCGUAGCUCCAAGGACCAAACGACAAACAAAACAAAAUAAAAAAAAAAUAUAUACAAAAAGUGGGUUGGGAGGAGCUGAAAUCGUACUGUAAUGGCCGAAUCAUCAUUUCAGCAGCAGGGAAGAGUGAAGACCACAAAGGUGAAAGAAUCAGUUUGCAACAAUAUUUAUGGAUAGGGCAACAUUUGUGAGAGAACAACACGCAUGUAAAGAUAAUCAUAGUCUGGGACAUGCGUUAUCCCAAUAUCCUUUACAAAUUCACUCCACUUGGGAAUGUCACAUAUUGCUUUGUUCAGCCAGUACCAUUAAGCUUAACACACAUCAGAGGGGGUAAAAAAAGAGUGCUUCAGUUGGCUGUCUUAACUUAAAGGGUUAUUAUUAGCUGUUGGUUUUGGCAGCUCAGAACUUGCAUGUCUAGAAACAGUGACAAUCCUUGCUGUGGUCUCUAUUCCUUCCUCCUUGGGACAAUUUCUACAGGAAGGCUGGUGCAGGGUAGCAAGCUGUUUCCCCAGUAGUCUUUUUUUAGUCUUAGACUGAAAUAGCUGUCCUGGGAGAAGCCCUGUUUAACCCUCACCGCCCAGUCCUUCGAGUAGCUCAUGGAUAGGUACAGGUUAGGGGCCUCUUCCAGACAACCCAGCUCCUUCCCAUGUAAGUGGUUUCAAUAAAAGCUGGGGCUCUCCAACUUGACCACUCCUAAA